Lycium barbarum (goji berry) is the source of this 306-nucleotide messenger RNA. RefSeq lists its product as uncharacterized. The record is from RefSeq and is a predicted model, not a curated record. Lineage: Eukaryota; Viridiplantae; Streptophyta; Magnoliopsida; Solanales; Solanaceae. The transcript has a single exon. Bases 1 to 306 code for a protein of 101 amino acids.
AUGGCUUCUUCAUCCAAGACUGUGAUCAUGGCUCUUCUCAUGAUUAUUAUAACAGUGUCAAUUGGACAAGCCACAGCAGCUCGUCGUCUUCAACAGGCUGGUGGUUUCCCUGGCGGUUUUCCUUCAUUCCCUAUGCCUACCACCCCAUUUCCUAGUACUCCAUCAGCUGGUGGUUUUCCAUCAUUCCCUAUGCCUACCACCCCAUUUCCUAGUACUCCAUCAGCUGGUGGUGGCUUGCCUAAUAUAUUUCCUCCAUUUCCACCAUCUUCAUUCCCCACUACCCCUGCACAGACCACUACUCCUUGA